Messenger RNA from Hippopotamus amphibius kiboko, 2328 nucleotides. It is a transcript of the gene PTDSS2, whose product is annotated as phosphatidylserine synthase 2. NCBI's taxonomy places the organism in Eukaryota, Metazoa, Chordata, Mammalia, Artiodactyla, Hippopotamidae. Gene Ontology annotation, biological process: phosphatidylserine biosynthetic process. The record is from RefSeq and is a predicted model, not a curated record. Bases 146 to 1666 code for a protein of 506 amino acids. The transcript has 11 exons. Gene Ontology annotation, molecular function: L-serine-phosphatidylethanolamine phosphatidyltransferase activity.
CCCUUUCCCCACCGCCCCCUGACUCUGCUCUCCGGAGACCCUGAGGAGCGAGCGCCGCGACCCCUUCCCGGCGCGCUCCGCGCGGUCUCGCGGGGACUCGGGUGCGUGGGGCCGGGCGCGGGGCGGGGCGGGGCGGCCGGGCGUCAUGCGGAGGGGCGAGCGCGAGGGCGCCGAGGGGCGGCAGCCGGGGUCCCCGGCGCCCGGGGGCAAGGCCUCGCGGGAGGAGCCGCUGGACGGCGCGGCCGCGGGCCGCCGCAGCACCGAGUCCGAGGUCUACGACGACGGCACCAACACCUUCUUCUGGCGGGCCCACACCCUGACCGUGCUCUUCAGCCUCACGUGCGUGCUGGGCUACGUGACUCUGCUGGAGGAGACGCCGCAGGACACGGCCUACAACACCAAGAGAGGUAUUGUGGCCAGUAUUUUGGUUUUCUUAUGUUUUGGAGUCACACAAGCUAAAGACGGGCCAUUUUCCAGACCUCAUCCAGCUUACUGGAGGUUCUGGCUCUGCGUUAGUGUGGUCUACGAGCUGUUUCUCAUCUUUAUACUCUUCCAGACUGUCCAGGACGGCCGCCAGUUUCUGAAGUACCUCGACCCCAGGUUGGGGGUCCCACUGCCAGAGAGGGACUAUGGGGGAAACUGCCUUAUCUAUGACGCAGACAACAAGACCGACCCCUUCCACAACGUCUGGGACAAGCUGGAUGGCUUUGUGCCCGCACAUUUCAUUGGCUGGUACCUGAAGACCCUGAUGAUCCGCGACUGGUGGAUGUGCACGAUCGUGAGCGUGAUGUUCGAGUUCCUGGAGUACAGCCUGGAGCACCAGCUGCCCAACUUCAGCGAGUGCUGGUGGGACCACUGGAUCAUGGACGUGCUCGUCUGCAACGGGCUGGGCAUCUACUGCGGCAUGAAGACCCUCGAGUGGCUGUCCCUAAAGACGUACAAGUGGCAGGGCCUCUGGAACAUUCCGACCUACAAGGGCAAGAUGAAGCGGAUCGCCUUCCAGUUCACGCCCUACAGCUGGGUGCGCUUCGAGUGGAAGCCGGCCUCCAGCCUGCGGCGCUGGCUGGCCGUGUGCGGCAUCAUCCUGGUGGUAAGGCCAGCGGCCCCCCGCGCGUGGCCCCUGGGGCGUGGGCGCCCCCCCCCCACCCUCCUCUGCCCCCAGUUUCUGUUGGCAGAGCUGAACACCUUCUACCUGAAGUUCGUGCUGUGGAUGCCCCCUGAGCACUACCUGGUUCUCCUGCGGCUUGUCUUCUUCGUCAACGUGGGCGGUGUGGCCAUGCGGGAGAUCUACGACUUCAUGGACGACCCAACACUGCACAAGAAGCUGGGCCAGCAGGCCUGGCUGGUGGCGGCCAUCACGGCCACGGAGCUGCUUAUCGUGGUGAAGUACGACCCACAUACGCUCACGCUGUCGCUGCCCUUCUACAUCGCACAGUGCUGGACGCUCGGCUCCGUGCUCGCCCUCACCUGGACCGUCUGGCGCUUCUUCCUGCGGGACAUCACCCUGAGGUACAAGGAGACGCGGCGGCAGAAGCAGCAGAGCAGGGACGACCAGGGGAGGGCCGACGGCGCCGUGGACGGCGGUGUGGACAGUCGCCCACCCGGGCCUGACGACCCCUCGGGGCCGGAGGAAGCCGAGAGCGAGGGGGCGCCGGCUCCGCACUGACUCUGCGGCGGGGCCCGCGGAGCCAUAGCCUGGCGCCCCGCACCCUCUGGGAUGCCCGCUGGGAGCCUUCCAGCAGGCAUCGGCCCUCGAGGUCCUCUUUCCCGUCCCUCCGAGCGCCGGGCCAGUGUGGUGUGCGCACGUGGGUGGGUUGGUGGAUGGGUGUGUGCGCCCCUGUGCUCCCGGCUCCCGAGGCUCCCAAGCACGCCCUGGGCCAGCCGGUCCCGGAGGAGCCAGAGCCCCCCGCCCCUUCUGCACAGUCCACCCGCAGCCUCGGCCACCCCAAGCCUUGGCGCCCUGGCGGCCGGGCCCAAGCAGUGGUAUGGCGGUGCCCCUCUCCGCUCCCUGGGCCCUGCACGCCCCAUGGUGGGACACCCUGGUGCAGUUGGGAAAGGGCACAUCCGCUUCUUCGCGAGCCUCCACCUGACCCUCUGACUGGGAGGGGCUGUGGACAGGACUGGAGGCACGUCGCGUCAGAGUCUGCCAGGCUUGGUGCCUGCCGUCAGGGGGGCGGGUCAUGAGGGUCUUUGGCCCAGAGUUGAGGUCACGUCCCCGAGCAAACAGAACAAAUAAAAGCCAGUGAAGGUCUGCAGCUCUGUCUCCUUGCCGCCCCUCACCCCAGCCCUGCCGUGUGCUGCCUCAGACGCUGCCCAGAGGGCGGGCGG